Molecule: messenger RNA, 1334 nt
Organism: Arabidopsis thaliana (thale cress)
Lineage: Eukaryota; Viridiplantae; Streptophyta; Magnoliopsida; Brassicales; Brassicaceae
Gene: AGP18
Product: arabinogalactan protein 18
Exons: 2
Coding region: 110-946 (278 amino acids)
Cellular component (GO): plasma membrane
Source: RefSeq, marked reviewed
UGCCAAGAAAAAAAAAUCCUUAUAAAAACGCACAAGAAAAAAGUAAAAGAGCUAUUCUGUAAAAUAAAAAUGAAAAAAGUAUUGAAUCCUACAUUAAUAGAUACAGGAUAUGAUGUUCUGUUUCUCAACGGCUACAUCUGUCUGUGAUCCUUUUUUAAUCCAACGAUCCAGAUCUCUCCUCAUCGCCUAUAUAAAACUCACUUCUCUUACAUCAAACAAACAACACGCUUGGUUAAACUCCAUCAGUACUUUAACCAUCACUUCAAAGUUCAAACUCUUUUUUUUUUUUUUGUUUGAUCCAAAUUUUAACAAAAUUAUGGAUCGCAAUUUCCUCCUAACAGUUACAUUGAUCUGCAUUGUCGUCGCCGGUGUCGGUGGCCAAUCUCCUAUCUCUUCUCCGACCAAAUCUCCCACCACUCCUUCUGCUCCAACUACUUCCCCUACUAAAUCCCCCGCCGUUACUUCUCCCACUACGGCUCCGGCGAAAACUCCAACUGCUUCGGCUUCUUCACCGGUUGAGUCACCAAAAUCUCCGGCUCCUGUUAGCGAGUCGUCUCCACCACCGACACCUGUUCCAGAGAGCUCUCCUCCGGUUCCUGCACCAAUGGUUUCUUCUCCAGUGAGCUCUCCACCGGUUCCAGCACCAGUAGCUGAUUCUCCUCCAGCUCCGGUAGCCGCUCCGGUUGCUGAUGUACCGGCUCCUGCUCCAAGCAAGCAUAAGAAGACUACAAAGAAAUCGAAAAAGCAUCAAGCUGCACCUGCUCCGGCUCCGGAACUUCUCGGUCCACCUGCACCACCGACUGAAUCUCCCGGACCUAACUCCGACGCUUUUUCUCCCGGUCCUUCCGCCGACGAUCAGAGCGGAGCAGCGAGCACAAGGGUGUUGAGGAAUGUAGCGGUGGGAGCGGUUGCAACCGCAUGGGCCGUUCUCGUUAUGGCAUUCUAAAUUAUUUAUCAUUUCACCUCUGAUAUUUUUUAGUUUUUAUAUUUUUGACCCUACCAUUGUCUCUUUCUUUACGAAUUUGGUAAUGAGUAUUAUUUAAUUGAUUAUACAGUUUGUUUUCUUUUAUUUUAUUUAUAUGGAAAUAAUAAGAAUUCAUAUCUGUCAGUGAUGAAAAUACUGUUUUACACAUUGAUUGUUCUUUUCUUUUGCAGACAAAAGUCCUUUAGUGAUGGGUCCGAGUUCUUUAUUGAAAAUGACACAUUCAAUUUUAAUGCAGAAUUAUGGACAUUUACUCUAAAAUAAAAUGUUUGUGUAAGUAACGUCUAUGUAACAAUAAGCAAAGCAGUUACAUAAUUUGUUUUAGUCUUUUAAAUGUUUAAAGUGUUAGUAA